UUACCGUGCGAGUGAUUGUAUACUAUGAAUUUAAAUAUCAGUAGAAGUACUAGAACUGACAUGCUCUCUCUCUACUCUUCACAGACAGCCUGUUCUAAAGCUUUCUAGGGUUUUACUCGUUUUCUCUCUUUCCUUCCCUUUAGAGACAGUAUGAGUCGCCAUCCUGAGUUGAAGUGGGCCCAGAGGCAAGACAAAGUUUUUAUCACUGUGCAAUUGCCUGAUUCAAAGGAUGCAAAGGUGAAUCUCGAGCCAGAGGGGGUCUUUACUUUCUCAGCUAGUGGUGGAGCUGAAACCCACCUUUAUGAACUGAAAUUGGAGCUUCAUGAUAAGGUCAAUGUGGAGGAAAGUAAAGUCCAUGUAGGGCCAAGGAGCAUUUUCUGCAUCUUGGAGAAAGCUGAAGAGGGAUGGUGGAAAAAGUUACUGCGUGGAGAUGGCAAGGCGCCUCAUUACGUGAAGGUUGAUUGGGACAAAUGGGCGGAUGAAGAUGAUGAUACUGCUACUGCUACUGGUCCUGGUGACUUGGACAUGGGAGGAAUGGAUUUCUCUAAUUUCGGGGGGAUGGGAGACAUGGGCAUGGGAGGCAUGGGUGGCAUGGGAGGCAUGGGUGGCAUGGGUGGCAUGGGAGGCUUGAGUGGCUUGACUGGCAUGGGUAUGGGAGGCAUGGGUGGAAUGGGCGGCAUGGGUAUGGGUGGCGUGGGUGAUGAUGGUCCAGGUGAAUUUGAUGAUAGUGACGAUGAAGAUGAAGUUGCAAAGCCAGAAGCUGAGGAUGUUGAGAAGGCUGCUGAAAAGGAUGCUGGCACGAGUGUAGCAGGCACACGAGAAGAUAAAAAGUAAACCACCUAAAGCAUGUGAUUGACAUAAUUUAAAUCGUGCACUUAAACUUAUAGUUUGUGCACUAAAUUCAGUCGUUGAGGCUGGUUGUAUGCUUGUUGUUUUCCUUACUCUGAGUGCAGUUUGAAUUUACCCAGUCAUUAAGAACACUAGUUCGUGUCUUAUUUAAAUAGGCAAAAACACGUGUUAAUUCUGAAUUAGAUCUCAUUACUUUCAAUUGUUGCCUAUAAUUUUCAUUGUCUUUGAUUAUCUGGUA
Messenger RNA from Tripterygium wilfordii, 1087 nucleotides. RefSeq lists its product as uncharacterized. Gene Ontology annotation, molecular function: protein-folding chaperone binding; Hsp90 protein binding. The coding region runs from base 151 to 834 and encodes 227 amino acids. Gene Ontology annotation, biological process: chaperone-mediated protein complex assembly; protein folding. Gene Ontology annotation, cellular component: cytosol; nucleus. The record is from RefSeq and is a predicted model, not a curated record. NCBI's taxonomy places the organism in Eukaryota, Viridiplantae, Streptophyta, Magnoliopsida, Celastrales, Celastraceae. The transcript has 7 exons.